Molecule: messenger RNA, 1205 nt
Organism: Loxodonta africana (African savanna elephant)
Lineage: Eukaryota; Metazoa; Chordata; Mammalia; Proboscidea; Elephantidae
Product: olfactory receptor 14C36-like
Exons: 1
Coding region: 246-1205 (319 amino acids)
Biological process (GO): G protein-coupled receptor signaling pathway
Cellular component (GO): membrane
Molecular function (GO): odorant binding; G protein-coupled receptor activity; olfactory receptor activity
Source: RefSeq, a predicted model, not a curated record
AUUAACCACCUAUAUGUGUGCUGUUUAUGAGAAAAUGGUUGUGAUCUUCACUUUACUCCUACAAUUAUACGGGUUACUAAAGCACUACAUAAUUUACCUUCCAAAAUAUUAGGGGCAUCAAUAGCAAUUAGAAUUAGGAAGUGGGCAAGAGAAAGACAAUUGAAAGCCAUCUUCUCAUAAUGUAAUAUUUCAAGUAUUCAGGGCUUUUCUUAUUGCCUCCUAGGAGUGAACUUCUUCAAGUAAAUAUGCUCAAUUCCUCCGUGAUGAUGGAAUAUCUCCUGGUGGGGUUUUCUGAUGUAUGGGAACUACGGGUUUUGCAUGCCCUAUCCUUCUCCCUGAUAUAUUUAGUGACUCUCACUGGGAAUUUUCUCAUUGUUAUUGUCACCACCGUGAAUAAAAGCCUUCACUCUCCUAUGUACUUCUUCCUCAGGAAUCUGUCUGUCCUGGAUGUAUGCUACAUUUCUGUAACAGUCCCUAAUUCAUGUGUCAACUCCUUGCUUGACAGCAGUGUGAUUUCAAAGGCAGGGUGUGUAACUCAAGUUUUCCUAGUGGUUUUUUUUGCAUGUGUGGAGAUGCUGUUCCUCACCUUCAUGGCCCAUGACCGCUAUGUGGCCAUCUGCCAGCCUCUCCACUACCCUGUGAUCAUGAACCCUCAGGUCUGUGUCCAGAUGACACUGGGUUCCAUCUUCAGUGGUCUGGUCUACUCAGGAUUCCACACAGGCAUCACUUUCAGGCUGCCAUUUUGUCAGUCCAAUGUUAUUCAUCAGUUUUUCUGUGACAUUCCCUCUCUGCUGAAGCUCUCCUGCUCUGACACCUUCAGCAAUGAGGUGAUAAUCCUUGCUUCUGGUCUGGUGAUUGGUGGAGGCUGUUUCAUCUUCAUCAUCAGGUCUUACAUUCACAUAUUUUCUACUGUGCUCAGAUUUCCCAUUGGAGCCGACAGAGCAAAGGCCUUUUCUACCUGCGUUCCUCAUAUCCUUGUGGUGUUGGUUUUCCUCGGCUCAAGCUUCUAUGUGUAUCUAAGACCAUCUGCAAUCUCUGCAACCAUCCUGGAUAUGGUCCUUUCUGUGUUCUAUUCCGUAAUUCCUCCCUUAUUCAAUCCAAUUAUCUACAGUCUUAGAAAUGAACAAAUAAAACGUGCCAUCAGGAAAAUCACGAAAAAAUAUUUUAAUAGAAAAUUUAUAGGAAACUGCUUAGGUUCACCCUAA